Molecule: messenger RNA, 762 nt
Organism: Pelecanus crispus (Dalmatian pelican)
Lineage: Eukaryota; Metazoa; Chordata; Aves; Pelecaniformes; Pelecanidae
Source: RefSeq, a predicted model, not a curated record
CCCGCCGACCCGCUGCUGCUCAAGCUGCUGCGCCUGGCCCAGCUCUGCACCGAGUACCUGCUGCACUCGCAGGAGUACCUCAGCGCCCAGCUCGGCAGCCUGGAGGAGGCCCUGCGGGCCGCCCAGGCCCAGCGCGACCAGCUGGGCAAGGAGGUGGCCCACCGCUCGCAGGAGAUCAAGGGGCUCAAGGAGGAGUGCCGCCGGAGGAAGAAGAUGAUCAGCACCCAGCAGAUGAUGCUGGAGGCCCGAGCCAGCUACCACCAGUGUCAGUUUUGUGAAAAGGCUUUUAUGAACUAUUCCUUUUUACAAAGUCACAUGCAAAGGCGUCAUCCAGAAGAAUCUCAGAUUGAGCAGAAGAGGAAAGCAAAGACAGACAAACUGCAGGAUGAGAUUGAUAAACUGAAGGAGCAGUUGCAGCUCACCAAGUCUCAGUUAGAGGCUGAACAACAGGCUAAUAUGGUCAGGUUUUCUAAGCAAAAAUCAAAAGAGGAAGAAAUUCUACAAUCAUUUCAUAAAUGGAAAGAGGAGGAAAAAGAGAAAUUGGCUGAUGAAAUAGAAAAAGUGAAACAGAUGUUUAUGAAAGAGCUUAAGGAGUUAUCUUCAAGAAAUUCAACUUUAGAAAAUCAACUGUUAGAAUUACAAAAGUCCAAUGUGCAACAAAAAUCCAAUUUAGGGACGCUGAAAGACAGCCAAGAAUUUACAGAAGAGAAAGCUCAGAGUCCUCAGGAUUAUCACAGUGUGGUUAAACUUCUUGAAAAACAG